This is a messenger RNA of Spinacia oleracea (spinach), 2006 nucleotides long. Its product is annotated as U-box domain-containing protein 26. The transcript has a single exon. Lineage: Eukaryota; Viridiplantae; Streptophyta; Magnoliopsida; Caryophyllales; Amaranthaceae. The coding region runs from base 531 to 1601 and encodes 356 amino acids. The record is from RefSeq and is a predicted model, not a curated record.
UCUCUGUGGCGAUUAAAAUGUGAGGGGAAAAACUACUACGUAUAUUGGUUGUUACUUUAUUUUGAUGGAAGGGAAAACCUUAAUAAAUUACAGAAUAAGCUUCAGCAACUUCUGUGUGUUUCUACUUUCUACUUUCUACUUUCUACUGCUACUUUCUCCUUUUCCCUGUAUAACUAUUUUAACUUGUAUGGUCAAUAAUGCCAGUCCUUUGAGUAAAAGACCCUCUUAUUUUAGGUUCUCUCUUAAAUUUAUGGGCAUAGUACCUCCCAUUAUAAGGGUAAUUCCUACAUCCCCAAAUCUCCUUGUGAGGAAACUGCCUUCAAUUUUUACACCAAUCCCAACCCAUAUUAUCAGAAUCAGACUGAUUCUGACAACUUCUGCUAAACUCCACAUUUCUUCCGUACUCUCUCCCCACCCCUUUUGUUAGCUUUCUUGGAGUUUGGAAUCUCAAUUCUCUUGCCAUUUCUAACUAAGCACAUCUCUCUCCCUCUAUUUCCAUCUUUCUCUCUCCUCCCCUAUCAUCCACCAUCAUGAAGACUCAUCCACACAAUCACCACCAUAAUCAGAACCAUCACCACCAACCUCAGAAGAGAAGCACUACUUCUAUAUUCUCCUGUGCUUUCUUCCGCCACUGUACUGAUUCCCCUCUUAGUCCUACUACCCCUCGCUCUUCGCCGCCGCACUUUCCUCCCCCUCUGGCACUCCAACCUUCACUUCCGCCACCUCAAGUAACAACCAGACUUCUUUCUUCUGCAUCUCAUAAUCCUGCACCAGCUCCAUCACCACUACUGUCUCACCACCCAAGUACUAAACCUUCUGACUCUGAAACAUCCUCCUCUUCUACUUCGCAGAGUUUUACGCAGUGGCGCUUUCCUCCUACCUUUCCUACUCCUCCAACGGACUCCUCUUCGACGGCGGUUCAGAAACAAGGGUUUCAAUUUCCUGAUCUAUUAGAGCUCUUCCACAUGGCGGAGCUCCAUUUCGCCUCCGGGUCGGACUCGGACCGUAUCGCCGCCCUCCAAAUGCUGGAGCAAUCCUUGGUUCCGAACCCGCCCUCGGAUGCUAUCCCUGAGAGCGGCGCUUCUGUGAUUGUUCCGGCGGUGGUGGUGGCCGAGGUGCUCCAGCAUAUGAGCCAAUCAGUCUCAGCAAAGUCAGCCACAAAGAUUCUCCUUGCGCUCUGCCUGGCGGAGGGUAACCGACGUGUGGCAGUCGAGUGUGGAGCCCCAUCUCGGGUGGUGGACGCAUUGCCAGACCUUGAAGGGGCGGUGGUAGAGCGGGCAUUGGCAGCGCUCGAGCUCAUGUGCACGGUCCCCGAGGGAGCGGCCGAGGUGCGUGCCCACGCACUCGCGGUGCCAAUGCUGGUGGCGACCAUGGGAAGGAUGGAGGGCCGAGGGAGGGAGUAUGCAAUUAGCGUUUUAACGGCAGUAUACGGUAGUGGUGAUGAGGAUCACCAGUUAUGGGAGGCGGCACCACCGGAAGAGGUGGCACGUGCGGUGGUGUUGGCCAUGCAGCAGGGGGAUUGUAGUGCUAGGGGGAAGAGGAAAGGUGCUCAGCUUCUUAAGGUUCUUCAAGAAAAUGGAAAGGUGGACUUAACUCAGUAAUUAAUUACUGUUAAUGAUGCAUGAUCAAUAUAAUAUUAUAUGAAUAUAUUAUUAGAUGGUUUGAUAAAUUAUGAAUUAAGCAAGCCCAGAUUCAUUCUGAUGAUUCCCUUUCCAGGAAGAAUCUUCAUCGAAUUUCGGAAGUAUUAUACUCGUCCAUGUUUUGAUUCCUGGUUAUAACAGUUUAAUGUUGAAUUUUCUGUUCAUGAUUAUCUUUGUACAGUUAACUACGAUCGAAAAUAUAUAGAUCAAAUAUGCUAGCUUUCUAGUGGGCUUUUGUUGUUCAAGAUUGUGUCGCAUUAUCAAUUAUCUAUCGAUAUUGAUAUAUCGAUGCUACACGACUACCAUACUCCGUGUAAAACAAGGUUUUUUUUUAAGCUCGUGUAUGACAUCGAAGUUUCUUCUUGA